AUGAAUAGUAUCGUACUCCAGCCUAGAGCUCCCGUGACCCGACGGCACCAACUAAACUUCUUCGAACUCGCGACGAACCUCCCGACCCACCAGGAACUGGAACUGAUUCGAAAUACGCUCCGCGAAUGUGGCCGCCAAAUUAGAUUUCGUGCGGAAGUGGCCAACACCAUGAACUUGACGAGGCUCCUAUGCUCCGGCUGCCGGAUGUUGCACUUCGCGGGCCAGGGCAACGACAAAUACCUGGCCUUCGAAUCCGGGCGUGAUUGGAACUGCGGGAUUAUGGAGCCUCUUGAGGUGGCGUCUCUAAAGAACCUCUUUCAGGCUGGCGGGGUGCGGACGGAGCUAGUGUUCAUCAGCUCGUGUUCCUCGGAGAUGAGUGGUAGAGCCUGCGUGGAGGCUGGCGUGCCGCACGUCGUCGCCGUCAAGCACGAAGCGAACGUGACAGACGAAGAGGCCCUGCACUUCUCCACCGUCUUCUACGAUGCGCUCUUGGAGAACGGUGGGAGAUACACGGUGAAGCAGGCAUUCGACAUCGCCCUCAACUUCGUCAAUGCCACACACUCUAGCGCACCCAACAGACACGCGGGGGGCCACUUUGUCCUUCUCCCCAAAGGCAAGAAGAAGAGUAUUGACUUCGCGCUCUAUAUCAAGUGAUCAACACGAGGUAGACAAUCAUAUUUUCCGAUCUCGUGUUGUUUGUGCUUUGUUGGAAUGUUUCCGAA
This is a messenger RNA of Ectocarpus sp. CCAP 1310/34, 722 nucleotides long. NCBI's taxonomy places the organism in Eukaryota, Phaeophyceae, Ectocarpales, Ectocarpaceae. The record is from the annotation of a GenBank genome assembly.